Messenger RNA from Marasmius oreades (fairy-ring Marasmius), 1167 nucleotides. RefSeq lists its product as uncharacterized. The transcript is spliced from 3 exons. The coding region runs from base 1 to 1167 and encodes 388 amino acids. The record is from RefSeq and is a predicted model, not a curated record. Lineage: Eukaryota; Fungi; Basidiomycota; Agaricomycetes; Agaricales; Marasmiaceae.
AUGUAUUCUACGCCUCCUGAGUUUGACGUCCUCGUAGCCACGUGCGUUGCUCGCGCCAGAAUCGCGGAUCAGCUUCAGUCUCAUCUAGAUGAGGUGCUUGAUAGGCUGAAGCGGAGAUGGAGCGAGGUUCCCGCUUCCAAUGAUGAACGACAAGAAAGGAUCGUUCAAGACUGGAUUGACUCAGUCCUGCAACCGCGACUGCUCCGUGUGGUAACGGAACUAGAUUUGGAAUACCCCGCAGACCGCGACAGACCCAGCAACAUCAACGCCGAUGGCCGUAAGUCUGAUUCUCAUCUCCUCUACCGCUCCCCGCAGCUCGAACGAGCGCCAGGGAAUUUCGUCUUUGGGCUCGAUGUGCCCGCCGUCAAACAAGAGGACAAUGGGUCUAGGACCGAUGCCGCAACAUUGACCGACAAGUUCACUGGCACCUCCAUACCCAAUCCCCCAUUCCCUACUACACCAUCCUCUAAAACCCGUUUACAUUUUAAUUCUACAUCUACAACAACUUCCGCUCUAUCAUUGUUGGAACCACCGCUCCUGAGCCCCGUAUCCGAAGACUCGGAGUCUCUUUCUACCCCAGCCUUUGGGUACGAGUUAAAUCAGUCUAUCGACUCGAGGGUGGUGAAACAAACGCACAACGAACAGCCGGAGCCAGAUGCCCCUCCUGCCAGUGAGAAAGGUGUCCUCGGCGAGGGUGAAGAUAUCCCACCGGCAUCAGACGAUGGAUCCGACGGAUCCGGGAAUACUGCAGUCCCAUCUAAUCCGCUUACCAACUUGUCCACCGAUUCAAUAACCAGUCUAGUAUCUACUGCAUACCAACCUUCGCACAAGUCUGAUUCCGAUCUCUCCACAGAACCUUCGAAGACUCACUCAACUCCGAAGGAAGGAUCCGUGGACUUUGAUUUCGCACGAGGAAGCACCAGUCAACUGCAGACUUGGAGUUCUUUUACCUUCCCUUUUUCCGAUAAGGCGAAGGACAAAGCUAAAGAACUAGAUUCUGUACAAUCCAUCUCGGAUACUCAAGGCCUUAGAAAAGAGAGCUACGAGGGUUUAGGUCUCGGGCACCCAUCAUCUCCGUCAUCUCCGAAGGCCCGUGUCGCCCCAGCAUCUCCGUCGUCUUCAAAGGGCCGUGUCGCCUCCUUCACCAAGUCUUUUGCAAAAAAAUAG